GCUCGGUGGACGGCGGCCGCGGGGGUCGGGCCCUGCCGGGCUGGCGGAGGCUCCGUGCGGCAGCGGCCGGAGGCUCCGUGCGGCAGCGGCCGGAGGCUCCGUGCGGCAGCGGCCGGAGGCUCCGUGCGGCAGCGGCCGGAGGCUCCGUGCGGCAGCGGCCGGAGGCUCCGUGCGGCAGCGGCCGGAGGCUCCGUGCGGCAGCGGCCGGAGGCUCCGUGCGGCAGCGGCCGGAGGCUCCGUGCGGCAGCGGCCGGAGGCUCCGUGCGGCAGCGGCCGGAGGCUCCGUGCGGCAGCGGCCGGAGGCUCCGUGCGGCAGCGGCCGGCUGCGAAAUAAGGCUUAAACAAUUCUGUCUGCAUGGUAGUUCUCCUUCAUCCUCUUCAUCUUUGAAAUCAGUGGCUGAUAGAAAACCAGUUAUCGUACAGGAAAACCUCUUGGAUUAAGGGCUUUAAAACAGAGGAAAUAAGACUUCGUUGUGCAAAAAUGAGUUACAGUAAUGGAACAACUGCAGGAUCCAGCUAUGCAAGAAGAUGCAAAUGUUAAAGCUAUUAAUGAAGAGUACAGGAAAGCCUUUAUUUUUAUCAAUAAAGGACUGAAUACAGAUGAACUGGGUCAGAAGGAAGAGGCAAGAAGUUAUUAUAAGCAAGGGCUUGACCACUUGCUCCGAGGAGUCAGCAUUCCAUCGCAGGGUCCUGCAUGUGUAGGGUCCCAGUGGGAGUCUGCCAGGCAAAUGCAACAGAAGAUGAGGGAGACCCUCCAAAACGUUCACGCUCGCCUCGGCAUUCUGGAACAAACCACUCCAGCUGUACAAGCGGGUCCUGCUGCGAUGGAUGCCCCUGCUGGGGUGCCCAGGCUGUACCCAUCCAUUCCGUCCAAAGAAAAGCCGGAAAGACCCCCAGCCCCUAAUUCUCUGUUUGUACCACGUCAGCCACCUGCAGCAGAUGGAAGUGUUGCAGCUGUGAGCCAGGGGCAAACUCCAGCUCUGAGUCCGUCAUCUGCAAAACCUCUUUGUCUGCCAAAUGAAGCACCUCCUGCCUACACUCCUCAAGCUACCAAUGGCCAUUUUACUGUGUCUUAUGGCACAGACUCUGGGGAGUUUUCCUCUGUAGGUGAGGACUACUACAGUAAGCGUACUCAGCCACCUCCCCUUGAAAACCUGGGGGUGGAUGCAGAUGAGCUGAUCUUGAUUCCCCAAGGAGUACAGAUUUUCUUUGUGACUCCUGAUGGGCAGGUUAGCGCUCCUUCAUAUCCUGGAUACCUACGCAUUGUGAAGUUCAUGGAUACGGAUAGCGAGACGGCGCAGACUCGUCCACCUGCAUUUCUUCAGGUCUGUGACUGGUUGUAUCCUCUAAUGUGUAACCAGUCUCCAGUUCUGUGCUGCAAUACUGGAGUCUACAUGUUCCCUGACACGAUGUCCCAGAUACCUGGGUCCUACGUGGGAGUAGUGCUGUCUUCAGAACUUCCAGCAGCUGACAGAGAGCUGUUUGAGGAUCUCUUAAAACAGAUGUCUGACCUUCGAAUCCAGGUGCCAGGAUCCCAUGAGAGAGUAGGGUUAUCUUCAGAGCUCCCAGCAACUGAGAGAGCACAUUUUGAAGAUAAAUUUAAACAGAUGUCUGGCCACAAAGUCCAGCCUUCAGAAGCCUCUAGUGAUACAGCUAACUUGCCUCAGACUGUACGUAUCCAACCACGACCCGAAGGAGCAGAAAAUCAGAAAGAGUUGCCAGAAUGGAGUGAGAAAGUUGCCCAUGGAAUCUUGUCAGGUGCAUCUUGGGUAAGCUGGGGCCUAGUAAAAGGAGCAGAAUAUACUGGUAAAGCUAUCCACAAAGGAGCUGCUAAACUGCGAGAACACAUUCAACCAGAAGAAAAACCUCUAGAAGUCAACCCAACUGUAGCAAAGGGACUUCAUGUAGCAAAACAAGCUACCGGAGGAGCUGUGAAAGUCAGCCAGUUCUUAGUUGAGGGAGUGUGUUCUAUAGCCAGCUGUGUCGGAAAGGAGCUGGCUCCACAUGUGAAGAAGCAUGGCAGCAAAUUAGUUCCAGAAUCCUUUAAGAAAGAUAAAGAUGGCAAAUCCACUUUUGAUGGUGCACUGGUGGUAGCAGCAAGUGGAAUUCAAGGGUUUUCAACAGUGUGGCAAGGUUUAGAAAGUGCAGCGAAGUGCAUUGCUAAAAGUGUUUCAACUGAGACUGUAAAAACUGUCAAAUACAAGUAUGGAGAUGAUGCUGGCCAUGCUACAGACAACGCUGUGAAUUCUGCAAUCAAUGUUGGUGUGACAGCAUUCAACAUUGACAAUAUUGGUAUCAAAGCUGUUGUAAAGAGAACUGCAAAGGAAACCGGCCAUGCUGUGUUAGAUGAAUAUAAAGUACUGGAUAGUGAGAAGGAUAAAAAAUUACAGCAAUGAAGCAUUUCUUAAAGCCUUACAUCAGAGAUGAAACUUCCUAAUUAGAAGUAACUACAUUGCUAAUCUGCAAUUUAACACAAAUCACAGUAUACUUUUCAAGCAACUGUUACUUAAUUUGACAUGAAAAUGUAGAAAUAGGGAGGGCAUUUGUAGAAGGAAAAAUGAAAGUUGUCUUAACUCCUUGUUGUGUAUUGAACAAGGGUUUUAAACAACUGGAUCAGGGAUUUAGACAACUGGAAGGAUAUGAGUUUGCAGUUUAGAAACUUGCCUCUGUAAGCACUUUUUCAAAACAUUAUAUGGAAUAAUACACUAAUAUAGAAAUAUACUAUUGUGAAUAUUUUUGUAAUACUUUGUAAAGAAGGUGGUGAUACAGAAUAAGUGGGAUUACUAAUUCUGGAACAAGUAGGAUUACUAGUUUUGUUUUUUAACUAUCCUUAAGACUUAGUUUUACUAAAACAGCCUUGUCUUAUUUAAUAUGCACUAUUAAAACAAGCUUUGUGUUUCCUUGUUUUGAAGAGAAUUUCCCUUUUCAGCUACCAAACAGCUAAUCUUAUCCAGAGUUCAUGUCAGAAGAAAUGAAAGAUGAACCUCAGAUAACUAGGUAAUUAUUCCCUUCAAAACUUAUUCUUUUUUUCCAUCCAGCAUAUAAGCAAACCAAAGAUAGCAAGGAUUUCCUCUAAAAGAGGGUAUUUACAAGUCUAGUCUCUAGUUGACUCCAUAAGGAAUACACAAAGAUUCUUUGAAAUUGAGAUUCUUUUUAUGUAGAGAGGAUAAGUAUGUUUUUGCAUAAAUUAUUUUUCUGUGAAAAGAUUCUGUAGAGGACACUAGGAACUUCUAUGCAUUCUGUAUGUUUUAGCCAAUCCAGAAAGAUUCAGAGUAUAUAUCAUGGCCUCCUAAUGGAAGACAUAAUAUAUUUGUUUCAACAAGUAGUUCCAACAGUCAGUAUCUUUAUUCCAUUAAAUUCAUAGUUGCACAAGGUAGGUCUUUAAAGGGUAUGAAGACAAUCCCUUUUAAUGAAGAGGUGUGUGUGGAAUAGGAUAGACACUACUGUGUAGGUCUUUCAUCCUCUUCCUAGUGCAGUGUGAAAUAACUCCGUAUGUAGAACUCUUGAGAUGCUUUUAUACUGCUACUGCUUUAACUGUUCAUGAUUGAGUUUUAAAGCUGCUACACAUUCUGAUAUUGGCUGGACCCGCCCCAACCAGAACACCAUCAAUUUACAACUUAUCUCUGUUUCAUGUAAAAGGAGAAAAUAACUAUAAAUGGUUGUUAGCAAAUGGUAUUUGCAUCAGACUGAAAAAAUACAGUAACAUCUAAUGUCUGUUAAAAUGGUAAUAGAUGCACAUUUUGUGGUAGCUACUGUAGGUGUGUAUUAGGGGGAGAAAUGUGAAAUAAAGGAUCUAACCACUUGAGGUGUACCUUUGAUUUAUGGAAAUAAAGAUGAAAUUAAAAUUGA
This is a messenger RNA of Tyto alba (common barn owl), 3849 nucleotides long. It is a transcript of the gene SPART, whose product is annotated as spartin. The coding region runs from base 495 to 2396 and encodes 633 amino acids. The transcript has 11 exons. NCBI's taxonomy places the organism in Eukaryota, Metazoa, Chordata, Aves, Strigiformes, Tytonidae. Gene Ontology annotation, cellular component: plasma membrane. Gene Ontology annotation, biological process: cell division; negative regulation of BMP signaling pathway. The record is from RefSeq and is a predicted model, not a curated record.